AUGCUUGACCAGCUCUUCCAAUCCCUCCCCUCACCUGGUGUAUCCGUGCUUCUUCUGGUCGUCGCCUACUACAUCAUCUCCACCGUCCGCCUCCUUAACGAGAACCGCAAGAUCCGCUCUUUCGGCGCCCGCGCGCCCAUCCGACCUACCUAUCUUCCCUUCGGCCUCGACUUCGUCUACGAAGCCGUCAAGUAUGCGCGUGAGAACCGCAACCUCGCGUUCUGGGAGAAGAGUUUCUCUCGAGGCCCCGAAGACCACAACUACACGCUCGAGUUCCGCACCACAGGGCAACGCAUAAUCUUCACGGCCGACCCCGAAAACAUCAAAGCGAUCCUGGCAACCCAGUUCGCCGACUACGGCAAGGGCGAGCAGUUCAACAAGGACUGGCACGAUUUCCUUGGGGAUAGUAUCUUCACCACCGACGGCGAAAGAUGGCACAACUCGCGCCAGCUUAUCCGGCCCCAGUUCAUCCGCGACCGCCUCAGCGACCUCGACAUCUUCGAGCGCCACUUCCAGGAGCUGGCCCCCAAGCUUGGUGGGAGGGGCCAGACUGUCGAUGUCGCGGAUCUCUUCUUCCGCUACACGUUGGACGCUGCGACAGACUUUUUGCUCGGGCGUAGCGUCAACAGCCUCGUGGACCCGCAGGUCCGCUUCGCGAAGGCGUUCGGCGAGGUCCAGCGGUUUCAGAGUCUGGUUUCGAGGAUUGGGCCGCUACAUCACCUCUUGCCCCGCGGCAAGUUUCGCGAGGGCCUGAAGGUCAUCAAUGAGUUUGUGAACCCGUACAUUGACGAGGCGCUGAGGCUCUCGCCGGAGGAGCUGGAGAAGCGGAGCAAGUCUGAUCAGGGGUAUACGUUUCUACACGCGCUGGCGGGCUACACGCGCGAUAGGACUGUGCUGCGGGAUCAACUUGUUGCAGUGUUGCUUGCGGGGAGAGAUACUACCGCAUGCACCCUCUCCUGGAUCUUCCACCACCUCUCCCUCAACCCCCGCAUCGUCCAAAAGCUGCGCCAGGAAAUCUCUGCCCACUGCGGCACCGCGCCCCCCACCUACGCCGCCCUAAAAAACAUGCGCUACCUCCAACACACCCUCAAUGAAACCCUUCGCCUCUACCCCGUCGUCCCCUUCAACGUGCGCGUCGCCCUGCACGACUCCACCCUCCCCGUGGGCGGCGGCCCCACCGGCUCCUCGCCCAUCGGCAUCCUAGCCGGCACGCCAAUCGGGUACUCCACGCUGCUGCUCCAGCGCCGGGGGGAUCUCUACCCGCCCCCCAGCGCGACCUUCCCUCCGAUUCUAGAGUUUGCACCGGAGAGGUGGGAACACUGGACGCCGAAGAGCUGGACCUAUGUCCCGUUCAACGGCGGCCCGCGCAUCUGUAUCGGACAGCAGUUCGCGCUUACCGAGAUGGGGUAUGUGGUUGUGCGGAUUCUGCAGCGGUUUGCGGGGGUCGAGAGUAGGGAGGAGGGGAGGGAGCUGGCGAUGCAGACGGAUAUUGUGCUGCAGCCUGCGGGUGGGGUUAAGGUUGCGUUCUGGGAGGAUGGGCGGGAAAAGGCGUGA
Coniosporium apollinis CBS 100218 is the source of this 1554-nucleotide messenger RNA. RefSeq lists its product as uncharacterized. The transcript is spliced from 2 exons. The coding region runs from base 1 to 1554 and encodes 517 amino acids. The record is from RefSeq and is a predicted model, not a curated record. Gene Ontology annotation, molecular function: oxidoreductase activity, acting on paired donors, with incorporation or reduction of molecular oxygen; monooxygenase activity; iron ion binding. Lineage: Eukaryota; Fungi; Ascomycota; Dothideomycetes.